CACAGAUGUGUGCACGCUGUCAGGAAACACUGAUGAUGUCUGAGAUGGUUCAUGCCACCUACCGUGUCCAAAACCAGCCACUAAUGCAUGCACACCAAGGAGCCUGGAUAGACAUAACCAAGUCGCAUAUGUGCACACGCAGGACUGUAUACAGAGAACAUGUGCACACGCGUGUACACUUUUCCAGAUGUGCACAUCCGGGUACACCCCACCUCCAGAAAAGAACAAAAAUACCCAGACGGGUACACACAGGCACAUCCGCCCCCAGAUGAGUACACAAGAUACUUCCACCCUUGCUGUGUGCAUUCAUGUGCACCCACUCUCUGCUAUGUACAGCAGUCUGGACUCCCCAAGAUGUGUCCAUCCCAGGGACUCGCGGCUGCAAAGGAGAACAGGAAUUUCCCUGGAGGGUGCGAGGAAGAGGAGGAUGAAGGGACCAAGCGCGCAGACCAGGCGCGGCAGAGCCCUUGGGCCCCCUGUCCGCCCUCCAUCCGCCCUCACCAUGGAUGCCGGUCUGGUGCGCCAUGGCUCAGCGUUCGGCUCGCUCGUGCCGUCGGAGCGCUCCGCUUGGUCCUGGCCCGGCUCGACUCGGCUCGCCUGGACCCAGAGCUCCGGAGGAUGUGGCGGCGGCGCCCAGCUUCGCGCAGCUUCCCGGGCGGUGCCGCAGGACCCGCCCCCAGCGCGCUCCGCCCCCGGAGGGCGAGGCCGGCAGAGGCGGGCACUAGUGCCGCGCGUGCGCGCAGCGGGCACCGGGGUCCGGAUGGCCGUGUGCCGCGCCGCUACCACCACUGUGGCACAGACGGGGCCUCCGGGUGCCCGAGGGGUGUGUGGGCGGGCGCUGGUGGAAGCCUAGACUGACCAGUCAUCAGGUGCACGGUGAAUGUGGUAGCUGGAGCCAUACGCUGAGGAAAUGAGGGGGUGAAUUUUGGAUCGAAUAUGGUAGGAGAGACCCGGGGUGACCCUAGUAGAGUGGUGGGAAGUUUUCCAAAAAGAAGAUGCAUGUGCUAAGGCCCUGUGGUUGACCGGAGCUUAGUCUGAGGCACUUCCCAAUUCCUAGUGAACUUGUCUCCAUUUUCAGAGGCCUUUCCUGCUGCUAAUGUUAACAGCCAUUUUGCCGCUAGUAUUCUUAUUUUUUUUUUUUCCUUUUGGUUUUCUGACACAAGGUUUCUCUGUAUAACUGCCCUGGCCGCCCUGGAACUCGCUCUGUAAACUAGGCUGGCCUGGAACUCACAGA
Molecule: messenger RNA, 1234 nt
Organism: Peromyscus maniculatus bairdii (prairie deer mouse)
Lineage: Eukaryota; Metazoa; Chordata; Mammalia; Rodentia; Cricetidae
Source: RefSeq, a predicted model, not a curated record